Molecule: messenger RNA, 1002 nt
Organism: Carica papaya (papaya)
Lineage: Eukaryota; Viridiplantae; Streptophyta; Magnoliopsida; Brassicales; Caricaceae
Source: RefSeq, a predicted model, not a curated record
UCUCUCUCUCUCUCUCUCUCUCUCUCUCUCUGGCACGCGCGCAGAGCACCAAACUUCUUCUUUUUGGUAACAAACUUUCCAUGAGAAAUCCUUUUAUGGAGCCAUGUCCAUCGUCCUCAGUCCUGCUAUUUACAUCAAGUUCUAGUCGCCAUAAACAAUAUUAACCCCCAAAUGAUCACUUACUCUCUCUUUUCUUCUUCUUCUUGCUUCACCAGCUUUCUGUACACGCUAAGUUGCUAAUGAUCAGAGAAGAAAAUAUAGCUGAGUUGUCAUAUACAUACGUACAUAUAAUCAAUUAGCUGUUGAAGCUAGGGUUUGAUCAAUGAGUGGUGAAGGGAACAGCUGGGCCACGGUGCCGCCACCACUGGUGGCUCCGCUGAACUUGGAGAAGGAAGACAACUGGAAGCAUUUUGAUAACUCGGUCAAUGCGGUGUCGUUUGGAUUCGUAGCCACCGCCAUUCUCAUUUCAAUGUUCCUUGUUAUGGCUAUUUUCGAGAGGUUUCUCCGACCAAGAUCCUUGCAGCCUUCCUCUGCUACUUCCACCUCCCGUUCCGAUCUCGAGGCUCAAAUUGUUGCGUUCAACUCCAAGCUCCAUUCACCUUCCCACAAGAUGACAAUAUAUUCUAAAGAGGUAUCAGUACUAAUGCCUGGGGAGGAGAUGCCAACCUUCAUUGCACACCCUGCACCUGCACCAUGUCCUCCAGAGCACAUCUUAAAACCUCCCCAUCACCAGAAAAACCCUUCUGAUCUUCAUUUCUCAUCUUCAAGCUCUGUGAUCACAAGCUAGAAGGUAACUUAAUUUGACUUGAAAAUACUUGAGCAGCCAAUCACAAGGUGUCUUGGGCUUUGAUUUUCACCGAGUUUUUUAGUGAUUGUGUGAUGCAUGCAUGUCAUCAAUCAACCUAGGAUGCCAUGUCAAUAAUGUGGAGGCCAUAUGGUUAUGUCCGUGUCCGUGUCCAUAUUUGUAUAUUUUUGGAUUUUAUGAAAAUUCCAUGUUUUUGC